Molecule: messenger RNA, 1056 nt
Organism: Annulohypoxylon truncatum
Lineage: Eukaryota; Fungi; Ascomycota; Sordariomycetes; Xylariales; Hypoxylaceae
Exons: 1
Coding region: 1-1056 (351 amino acids)
Source: RefSeq, a predicted model, not a curated record
AUGGCAUUGAUACCAUACGCACCGCCUCCCACAUUUCGGCCACUGCCGUUCUGUCGGCGAUGCAGGUUCCUGUCUAUUCCAUUUGAAAUACGUUUGAUCAUCUACGAAUUUGUAUUUCGGGGAGAGCUGUAUGAUCUUUUUCCUGAUCAUAUCGCACAUCCUGAGAAAUACAAUCUCUCCCAUUUCAUGGAUGAACCCCCCAAGGACUGGACUACGCCGCUACAACUGCUCCUAGUGUGCAAGCAAAUUCACAAUGAAGUGGCGGCAUGUUUUUACAAGAAUAUCUCGCUUGAGUAUGAUCUUGAUCGAUGGAUCUCAGCUUUGAACAUGAUCGGUCCCCGAUACGGUGCUUUGAUCAAGCAGGUUGAGAUUGUGCACGAAUGCUGCGAACGCCAUCGCCGUAUAGGUGAUGAUGGUGCAGUGUGGAAUUGCCUAGAUUCGUCCAGCGAACACAAGAAAUACAGUCGUCUUUUCGAGUGCUUAGCAUCUAACAACGUCUGUCCUGGAUACCUUAAAAUAAGAAGUUAUACGUUCAUUGCCGAGGACAAUGAUAACACCGCUGCAAUAAAUAACGGACUGGACCCUGAGCAGAACGAGCACUCUCACCACGAGCCCUACCACGAUCAAAAAUUCAUCAAUCAAUUGUCCUCCCUCUGCAAGAAUAUUCGGCGUAUCGAAUUUGACGGCCUCUUCAACCCUCUCUGGGCUCUUGCACUCAGCAAAAAUUUCAACUUUCUCAUCAAGUUAGAGCACCCCUUCGAGAACAUUGACGCAGUCGAACCUUCAAGUGCCUGGACUUUAAUCAACCCGAAAUCAGUCGAUCUGUCAGCCGAGUUCAGGGGCUACGAACCGUUGGCAUCAAAUAGUCAGGUUUAUAUCAAGCUACCGGAUCACCUGAACUACGCCAGAAAACGCGGGAGGCUGAUCAUGGGAAGGCAAUACGCGGAACUCGAAAGCAGCGUUACUGAAUACAGGCCAGGCCACCCCAAGUCAUCUGAGGAUCAGGAACCCGGACCUGAUUAUUAUCUGCCGGAUGCCGCUAUACGGGUUGCAUGA